AUGAAACCAACAGCCGCAGAGACAUCGGACUCAAAAAGGCGUUUUUUAAAAGCGUGUUGCUGUGCUCACACCUGUCUCCCUCCACCUGCACAGGUUCCGAAGCCGCUGAUGGAGAAGAGACGGCGGGACCGCAUCAACCGCAGCCUGGAGACUUUACGCGUGCUGCUGCUGCACAGCGCGAAGAACGAGAAACUCAGAAAUCCCAAAGUUGAAAAAGCGGAGAUUUUGGAAAGCGUGGUCCAGUUUCUCAAAGCCGAUUUGGAAGGCGGUGACGUCACCAGACAAAAAAGCCAGCGUCGUGAAAGGGAGGAGGAAGAAGAGAUGACGACAACAACCACGAAGCGUGCGUCGCCGUCCCAUCAACCGAACUACCGGGACGGGAUGAUGAAGUGCCUCCUGCGCGUCAGUGACUUCAUCAGCGCCAGGAGUAACCAGCUGAGCGGAGCAGCCCUGCAGAACCGGGACCUCCCGCAGCGGUGGCCGGCGUUGAGCGCCAGUCCCCCCUGUCACCUGCUAGGCGAGACCCGGGUUCAAGAAGCAGUGGGUCCGCCCCCUCGCACAGCUUUGCCCCGUGUGGAACUCGUACCCGCGCACUCUCUGACCCUAAGCAGGGAAAGCGCAUCGCCUUUCGGACAGACCGCAGGUGUUUGCAUGACGUCACAGAACCCGGGUUUCGUCCGGGCGUUCGAGGGCAGCCCCAAAUCGGACACUGCGCGCAGAGCGGAUCCCGCAGCCACGCACAAGCAAGCGACUACGAGCGGGGUCUGGAGGCCCUGGCCGUAACAGGACGCUUAUUGGAACAGACUUAUUUAACAAAUAACGUCACAAAUUGCAAUUUGCACCCCCCC
This is a messenger RNA of Polyodon spathula (Mississippi paddlefish), 848 nucleotides long. Its product is annotated as transcription factor HES-7-like. Lineage: Eukaryota; Metazoa; Chordata; Actinopteri; Acipenseriformes; Polyodontidae. The transcript has 3 exons. Gene Ontology annotation, cellular component: nucleus. Gene Ontology annotation, biological process: regulation of neurogenesis; anterior/posterior pattern specification; regulation of transcription by RNA polymerase II. The record is from RefSeq and is a predicted model, not a curated record. Gene Ontology annotation, molecular function: RNA polymerase II cis-regulatory region sequence-specific DNA binding; protein dimerization activity; DNA-binding transcription factor activity, RNA polymerase II-specific. Bases 1 to 783 code for a protein of 260 amino acids.